Nematolebias whitei (Rio pearlfish) is the source of this 18660-nucleotide messenger RNA. RefSeq names its product obscurin, cytoskeletal calmodulin and titin-interacting RhoGEF a (gene obscna). The transcript is spliced from 82 exons. Gene Ontology annotation, biological process: protein phosphorylation. Gene Ontology annotation, molecular function: guanyl-nucleotide exchange factor activity; protein binding; protein kinase activity. NCBI's taxonomy places the organism in Eukaryota, Metazoa, Chordata, Actinopteri, Cyprinodontiformes, Rivulidae. The coding region runs from base 73 to 18660 and encodes 6195 amino acids. The record is from RefSeq and is a predicted model, not a curated record.
GCUCAGCUGAGUGAGCCCGUCAUUUGUGAUAGAAAAGAAAGAUUCACCGUCGACCCUCAGUGAAACAAAGACAUGGGGGACAAUAAGGCAGGAGGAGUUGUAGCAGCUGCAAUGAACCGUUUGCAGGUGGUGAAGGGUUUGGAGGAUGUGGAGGUGUCCGAGUGCGAGAGCUGCUCCUUCGAGGUCACGCUCAACCAGGCUUACAUAGAAGGCACCUGGACGAGGGAUGGAACACGGGUUAAAUCUAGACCGAGUUGCCGCAUCAGCAUGCACGGGAAGAAACACGCCCUCAUACUCACACGGGUGGCUUUGGGAGAUGGAGGCUUGUACACCUUCCAGGCUAACGGCAUCCAGACAUCAGGUCGACUCAGUGUCAGAGCUAGGGACAUCCACAUUGUAAAAGAGCUGGAGGACGUCGAUACAACCGAACGUCAGCCUGUCAGCUUCAUCUGUGAGGUCAACCAGGUGGAUGCAGACGGUCGUUGGUACCGGGACGACAGCCGAAUCCGACCGGGGGACAACAUUAAGAUCAGGCAUCAGGGUAAAACUCACAGCUUGCUCUUCAAGUCAGUUCGUCCAGAGCACGCAGGCGAAAUCAGGUUCACUGCAGAGCGCGUCUCGUCUUAUGCCUUUCUCUCAGUCCAAGAGCUCCCGGUCCAAAUAGUUCGUCCUCUCAGGGUCAAGAUUGCCAUGUACCGCCACAGAGGUCUGCUGGAGUGUCAGGUGUCCAGGCCUAAUGCUCAUGUCAGAUGGUACAAGAACAGAAAGGAGCUCCUUCCUGGUAAAAAGUAUCAGCUGAUCAGCCAAGACGUCUACAGACAGCUGACAAUCGAAGACGUCUGUUCCUCAGAUGAAGACACCUACACAUGUGAUGCAGUGGAUGACAAAACGUCGUGUCAGCUUCUGGUGGAGGAGCAGGCUAUCUGCAUAGUGCGGGGGAUGAAAUCAGCAAGAGUGAUGGAGCCAGAACCUGCCCUGUUCCAGGUAGAAACCAACCUAAAGUCGGGGAGGCCCCCCAAGUGGACCCUGAAUGGGGAGAUUUUGGAGCACUGUGCAGGAGUGAGCAUUGACAGGGAGGGAAACGUCCACAGUCUUUGUUUCACGACCACAGACAGCUCCAUGUCAGGGCCUGUGGUCUUCGUGGCCGGAAAGAGUCGUUGCACUGCUCAGCUUACUGUCAAAGAGCGACCUCUUGAGGUUGUUCACCACCUGGAUGAUGUGGAAGCAAAGGAGAACAGCUCUGUGACUCUGAGCUGUGAGUUUGCCCCCUCUCCCAGGGUGGUCCGGUGGUUUAAAGGUCGCACAGCUCUGAAGACCUCCAACAAGUAUUCCAUGAAGAGAGAAGGGAAACGAGCAGAACUGACCAUUCAUGGCCUGAUAGGAAUGGAUGGAGGGCAGUAUCACUGCAUGGCUGGAGGGACACAAAGCACAUCACAGGUGAAGGUAGAAGUGAGAAUACUGCAGUUGGUCAAACACCUCGAGCCAGUGGAAAUCGAGGAAGAUGGCAUUGCCACUUUUUCAUGUGAGCUCAACUAUGUUGUUGCCAAUGCGGAAUGGCUCCUUAACAAUAUCCGACUCAAUUCCAACUCCAUCAGCCGGAUCCAACACAUGGGCACAAUGCACAGACUUAUAAUGAAUAAGCUUAGACCACAGGAGAGCAGGAUUACAUUCAAAGCAGGUCUCCUGACAGAGACAACUGCCCUGAAAGUCAAAGAGCGCCCAGCAGUGUUCCUCAGAUCUUUGGAGGACGUAGUUGGAGAAGAGCAAGGUAAAGUUUGCCUCCAGUGUGAAAUUUCCAAGGAUUCAGUGACACCUGUUUGGAGAAAGAACGGUAUGGUCCUCACACCGGAUGAUAAGCAUGAGCUUGUGCAGUUUGGGAAGUCCAUGGCACUGAUCAUCCACUCACUGAGUAAAGACGAUGCCGGACAAUACACCUGUGACCUGGGCACCAGUCAGUCCAAGGCUAAAGUUACAGUACAUGACCUUCACAUUACCAUUGUCCAGCGUAUGAAGACAACCUCUGUUCAUGAGGGUGAAAGCUGCACAUUUGAGUGCCAUCUCUCCCAUGAUGUUGACGAUGAGCCUACUUGGACAAUCAGUGGCCAAGCGGUGGUUACCAGUGACCACAUUCAGCUUUUCAGCAAUGGCUGCAAGUACAAGAUGACCAUUAGAGAUGCUGUACUUACUGACGCUGGAGACGUGGUCUUCACUAUUAAAGAUUUAAGUUGUAGGACCAUGCUGUUUGUCAAAGAGAAGCCAGUGCACAUCUUCAGGGACGUGCUGAAUGUCAAGGCUGUACCUGGAGAGGAUGCUGAGCUGAGCUGUGAAAUCACCAAACCGGAAGCCACCAUCCGUUGGCUAAAAAAUGGCCAUCUCAUCAGGCCGAGCCCCAAAUAUAUCAUGAGGGUGGAGAAAAAUCUGGCACGAAUGGUGAUCAAGAAUGCCACCAUCAAAGACUCUGGAGAAUACUGCUGUGAGGCCGAAGGUGUUGCCUCUUGCGCCAAGCUGGAGAUCAGAGAACUCCAGCACACAUUUGUGAGGGAGCUGAGAGACACUCGAGCAGAGGAGAAGGGUAAGGUGACCCUGGAGUGUGAGACCAGGCGGCCAGCCAAGCGUGUGGCCUGGCUGAGGGGCAUGAUGGAGCUCAGGUCUGGGAAGAAGUAUGUCAUCAAGCAGAAGGGAGCGAUUCUGUCGCUAACCAUCACCUAUUUAGACAAAUCUGACUCUGAUCUUUAUACAUGUGAUGUUGGUACCAUGCAGAGCCGGGCACACCUGACUGUGCAGGGUCAGCAAGUGUUGAUCUUGGAUGAAUUAGAGGAUGCAGAGUGUCUUGAGGGUGAAACAGUCACGUUCAGAUGUCAAAUUUGUCCCAGUGACUAUACGGGGGUCAAGUGGUAUCUGGACGAGACUCUGCUUUAUACCAAUGAGCUCAAUGAGAUCCAGGUGGUUUCAGGAGGCAACCACACCCUCACGUUCAGGCAGCUUGCUCGUAAAGACACCGGCACCAUUUCAUUUGUAGCAGGAGACAAAAGAUCCUACGCCUCCCUGUUGGUUAGAGAAAGGCGUCCCACUAUUAUCAAAGCACUGGAAGACUGUGAAGCCAUUGAAGGAGGAGGCUUGGUUUUGUCCUGUGUCACUUCUAAGCCAUGUCACAUUGUUUGGUACAAAGAUGGCUGCAUGAUGUGGCACUCCUCCAGAUACUUCACCAGUCGUUCUGACUGCGAAGCUCGGCUGACUAUUCGGGAGGUCAGCGGCAGUGAUGCUGGGGUGUACGAGUGCAGUGCUGGAUCAGUAACAACAAGCGCUGUUGUCACUGUCAAAGCCGUUCCAGCAGAGUUCAUUCAGCUUCUAAAGGCUGUAGAGGCUAAAGAGGGAGAAACUGUUACAUUAACCUGUGAAUACUCUCUGCCGGGGAUCCAGUUCCACUGGAGGAAAGGUUUGGAGAGCAUCAGGCCAGGAGACAAGUAUGUGUUGAAACAAAGAAAAACAAUCAUCUUACUUACCAUAAAAGCCCUUUCACCCGAUGACUCAGGAGUGUACACAUGCCAGUGUAGACAACACCACACAUCAGCAAGCCUCAAAGUACACGCCAUUCCCAUCACAUUUGUCCAGCAGCUGAAGAACGUGCAGGCUGAGGAGGGCAGCAGUGUCAUUCUGCGCUGUGAAAUUUCUAAACCUGGAAUUCCAGUAGAAUGGAGGAAAGGACAUGAGCAGCUGAAGAACGGGGUCAAGCACCAGAUGAGGAAAAGGGAAACCACCUUGGAGCUGUUUAUUUGGAAGCCUGUGCCUGAGGACAGCGGGGCCUACAGCUGUGUGUGUGCUGAUCAGAUCACAUCUGCCAAAGUCAAGAUCACUGCUCUACCAGUCACCUUCAAGCAAAAGUUGAGAAACGUGCUGAUCGAAGAGGGCAGCACUGCAACGUUGCGCUGUGAGCUGUCCAAGCCUGGUCACACAGUAGAGUGGAGGAAAAGGGGGGAUGAAGUUAUCAGGAAUGGAGAGAAGUAUCACCUGAGGCAGAGAGAUGCGCUUGUUGAGCUCAGAAUCUUUGAUGUAACCCCUGAAGAUGGAGACAUCUACACGUGCAUCUGUGGAAACGUAGAGACGACAGCCACUCUAACUGUGAAUGUGAUUCCUGUCACCUUCAAGCAAAAGCUGAAGAACCUUCAAGUUGAGGAAGGGCAGAACAUCACCCUGCAUUGUGAGAUUUCUAAACCUGGCGUCCCAGUGGAGUGGAGGCUUGGAGGAGAGCCGUUGGAAAAUGGAGACAAGUACCAGAUAAAGCAGAGGGACUCCAACCUGGACCUGACCAUCAGAGACACAGCCCUGCAGGACAGUGGUGUCUACACCUGUGUGUGCAGAGAGCAGAAAACAAAGGCCACUGUAAAAAUCAUUGCCGUUCCUGUCACAUUUAAAGUGGGCCUGAAAAGCCAGGAAGUUGUAGAAGGGAAUAGUGUGACAUUAAAAUGUGAGCUUUCAAAGAAAGGAGUCCCAGUUCAGUGGCAAAAAGAUGGCCAGGUUCUGUCUGAAGAGGGUUCCUGUGGAAAUUACCAGUUAAACUUUGAAGGAAAAACAGCUCUGAUGACGAUUGUCAAAGUGCAACCAGAAGAUGCAGGGAAGUACAGCUGUAUCACAGGAGAUGAGAAAACCACAGCUGAAGUCAGAGUAAAACCGCAACCUGUCACCUUUAAACGAGAGCUCCAGCACCUGGUGCUGAAGGAGGGCGACAGUGCAGUUUUCUGCUGUGAGCUCUCCAAACCAGAAGCUCCUGUGGAGUGGAGGAAAGGCCGAGUCCUCCUGAAGCCAGGAGAGAAAUAUGAGAUGAAACACGACGGGCGUCUAACUAAACUGAUCAUCAACAACGUGGAGGAGAGUGAUGCUGGCAAAUACACCUGCAAGACUAAAGACAGCCAGUCAUCUGCUGACCUCAUGGUCAAAGAGUCACCACAGCACAGACGUCAAAGAGGUCUCCCACCAAGUUUUAAGAUAUUGCUAACAAACCAGGUGGUGAUGGAGGGGAACAGUGUGGUUCUACACUGUGAGCUCAAUAAACCUGCUUCCUCAGUGGAGUGGAGGAAAGGAGGAGAACUGCUUAAGAAUGGAGACAAGUACCAGAUGAGGAAGAAAGACCUGCAGGUGGAGCUGAAGAUCAUUGACCUCACUGUGGAGGACACUGGAGAUUACUCCUGCAUGUGUGGAGAACAGAGGACUUCAGCUCACAUCAGUGUGAAUGAGAGACUCAUUAAGUUCAUUCAAAAACUAAAGAAUAUUCAAGUGCAGGAGGGGAGUGGUGUGACACUCUGUUGUGAGCUCUCCAAACCAGGAGUUCCUGUGGAGUGGAAGAAGGAGGACAUUGUGCUAACCAGUGGUGAGAAAUACCAGAUGAGGCAAAGCGGCUCCAAACUGGAGCUUCUCAUCAGGAAAAGUCUCCCUGAGGACAGUGGCAUGUACAGUUGCAUUUGUGACGACGUAAAAACCUCAGCAACCGUCAUCAUUACUGAAAUCCCAGUGAGUUUCAAGCAGAAACUAAAAAACCAGGAAGCUGUGGAGGAAAGUCAUGUGACAUUUCACUGUGAGCUUUCCAGACCGGGUGUGCCGGUGGAGUGGAGGAGAGACGCACAGCUCCUGAAGGAUGGAGACAAAUAUCAAACAAAGCAAGAGGGCCGAGCGGCAGAGCUGCUGAUUAGAAAUUUAACUCUGGCAGAUGCUGGAGAGUACAGCUGCUCUUCUGGAACUGCUGUGACAUCAGCAGACAUCAGAGUUAGAGCUCUUCCUGUAACAUUUAAGAAGGAAGUAGAGGACUUGGAGGUGAAUGAAGGGGACAGUGCAGUUUUCUGCUGUGAGCUCUCUAAACCUGGAGCUCCUGUGGCCUGGAGAAAAGGCCGAGUCAUCCUGAAGCCUGGCUACAAAUACGAGAUGAAACAGGAGGGAUGUCUCUGCAAGCUGAUCAUCAACAACAUGGAGGAGAGCGAUGCUGGCAAAUACACCUGCAAAACUGAAGAUAGCCAGUCAUCUGCUGACCUCACAGUCAAAGCACCGCCUGUUAUGUUUAAAACAAAGCUGAGGAACCAGCAGGUGGAGGAGGAGAACAGCCUGACCCUGAGCUGUGAGCUGUCAAAGCCUGGCCUCGCUGCAGAGUGGAGGAAAGGAAAAGAGCUGCUGAAGAACGACUUCAAGUACCAGAUUAAAAAUCGCAACAGCGUCAUGGAGCUGACCAUCAAAAACGCACAGCUGGAAGACAGCGGACUCUACAGCUGCGACUACGAAGACGUGAAGACCACCGCCAAUGUCACAGUCACACCCAUUCCCCUCACAUUUAAAUCCGGCCUGAAGAACCAGGAGGCCCCCGAAGGAGGCAAUGUGUGUCUGCGCUGUGAGCUGUCCAGGGCUGGGGUGCCUGUGCAGUGGUGGAAGGGGGAAGACCAGCUCUACCAUGGAGGAAGGAUCCAGAUGGUGCUGAAAGGGAAGCUAGCUGAGAUGACCAUCAGAAACAUACAGCCAGAGGAUGUUGGAGAAUACAGCUGUGUCUUUGGAGGACAAAAAACAACAGCUGAAGUUAAUGUGAGAGCUGCAGCGUCUGUAUUUUUUGAGAAGGAACUGCAGGACCAAGCAGUGAUGGAGGGGAAGUCUGUGCUGAUGUCUUGUGAAGUUUCUAGUUUGAACGUCCCUGUCACUUGGAAGAAAGACAACACUGUGGUGGAAGAAGGUGGGCACUAUGUUGUAAAGAAAAAUGGCCGCUUGCACACUCUGGAGAUCAAAAAGUUGCAACUGGAGGACUCUGGAGAGUACAGCUGCAUCACUAGAGGCAAGAAGACAACCGCAAGGCUGAUUGUGAGAGAGCGUAUUCGGAUUGUUAAAGAGCUGCUAGACAUCACUGUGAUGGCAGGAGAGGAUGCUGUGUUUAUGUGUGAGCUGAGCCACUCAGAUGUGAGUGAGGGCACCUGGUGGCUCGCUUCGAGCCCUCUGCAGAAGAACGAGAUGAACCAAAUGACAUCCCAAGGCCGACAGCACGUCCUUGUCCUCAAAAUGACGACACCUGAAGAAACAGGAACCGUGGAGUUUGUGGUUGGGGAGGAGAGGACUUCUGCACAUCUGCUAGUUGUUCCUAAACCUAAAGUUUUAUUUGAGGAAAAACCCAGAGACACUGUGGUCAUAGAAAGGCAGACAGCUACUUUGUCUUGCACCACGUCUGACUCCACCACAUCAGUUACCUGGAAACGCAAUCACAUCCCUCUUCAAAGUGGUGAUAAAUAUUUGCUGCAGAAGCAGGGUAAAGUCAACCUGCUGCUCAUCCAUGACGUGGAGCUCCAGGAUGCUGGCGUAUACUCUUGUGAUACUGGAGAUGCGCAGAGCAAUGCCAAGCUCAUUGUGACAGAGCUUCCUCCAUUCUUUCAGGAGGAGCUACAGAGUGUGGAAGCUGAAGAAGGAAGUUCUGUGUCCUUCUACUGUGAGCUGUCCAAACUUGGAGUGCCCAUUCAGUGGAAGAAAGAUAGGGUGCCUAUAAGAACGAGCUGGAAGUACGAGAUGAGGCAGGAUGGCUGCUUCCUCCAGCUUUACAUCAAAGAUCUGAAGCUUGAGGACAGUGGCACCUACUCGUGUCAAGCUGGGAGUGCAGAGAGCACUGCCACCAUGUCUGUGAAAGAGGUUCCCCCAUUUUUCAAGAAAGAAUUAAGAAGUGUUGAGGCUGAGGAGGGAGGUGCAGUCUCAAUGCAAUGUGAACUGUCUAAACAUGGGGUGUCAGUUCAGUGGAAGAAAAACAGACUACCCCUUAGAGCAAGCAGGAAGUAUGAAAUGAAACAAGAUGGCUGCCUCAUCCAGCUUUUCAUCAAUGAGCUCAAACCUGAAGACAGUGGCAGCUACACCUGCCAAGCAGGAAGCACAGAAACAAUUGCACAGGUGUUGGUGAAAGAGCGCUCACCAUAUUUCAAAAAAGACCUGCAGAACGUUAAAGCUGAGGAGGGGAGAACAGCUUCUCUUUUCUGUGAAGUUUCCAAACCUGGUGUGUCAGUACAGUGGAAGAAGGAUAAACAGCCUCUGAGAGCAAACAGGAAGUAUGAGAUGAAGCAAGAAGGUUGCCUUGUUCAGCUCGAUGUCAAGGAUCUCAAACCUGAAGACAGCGGCAGCUAUACAUGUCAAACAGGAAGUGCAGAGACCACUGCGGCUGUGUCAGUGAAAGAGCUUCCUGUAUUUUUCAAAAAAGAGUUACAAAAUGUGGAAGAUGAGGAGGGAGGCAAAAUCUCCCUGUGCUGUGAACUAUCCAAGCUUGGAGUUUCAGUCCAGUGGAAGAAGAAUGGUUUAUCUUUGAAAUCCAGCCAGAAGUAUGAGAUGAAGCAAGAAGGUUUACUCCUACAACUCAACGUUAAGGAUCUCCGUCUUGAAGACAGCGGCAGCUACACUUGUCAGUCAGCAGGUUCAGAAACCACUGCAACUGUGUCAGUAAAAGAGCUCCCACCAAUCUUUAAGGAUAAUUUGAAAGAUGUGGUCAUUAUGGAGGGAGGUUCAGCCUCUCUGUGCUGUGAAGUAUCUAAACCAGGUGUACCAGUACAAUGGAAGAAAAACAGGCUCCCACUGAGAGCGAACAGGAAGUAUGAGAUGAAGCAGGAUGGCUGCUUCCUCCAACUUAACAUCAAAGAUCUCACACCUGAGGACAGUGGCAGCUAUUCAUGUCAAACAGGAGCUGUAGCAACCACGGCUAACGUGAUAGUAAAAGAGCUUCCUCCCUUCUUCAAGAAAGAAUUAAUAGGGCUGGAGGCUGAAGAAGGAGGUACAGCAUCUUUGGUCUGUGAAGUGUCUAAACCUGGAGUGUCAGUGCAGUGGAAGAAAAAUAAAGUGUUAAGUUCCAGUAAGAAGUAUGAGAUGAAGCAGGAUGGAUGCCUCGCUCAGCUCAACAUUAAGGAUCUCAAACCUGAAGACAGCGGCAGGUACACAUGUCAAACAGGAAGUGUGGAGACCACUGCAGCUGUUUCAGUGAAAGAGCUCCCACCACUCUUCAAGGAAAAUUUGAAAGAUGUGGUCAUUAAGGAGGGAGGUACAGCCUCUCUGGUUUGUGAGGUAUCUAAACCAGGUGUACCAGUACAAUGGAAGAAGAACAGGCUCCCACUGAGAGUGAACAGGAAGUAUGAGAUGAAGCAGGAUGGCUGCUUCCUCCAGCUCCACGUCAAAGAUCUCACACCUGAGGACAGUGGCAGCUAUUCAUGUCAAACAGGAGCUGCAGAGACCACGGCCACAAUGACUGUGAAAGAGCUUCCUCCUUUUUUCAAGAAAGAGCUACUAAGUGUGCAGGCUGAGGAAGGAGGUACAGCAUCUUUGGUCUGCGAAGUGUCUAAACCUGGAGUGUCAGUGCAUUGGAAGAAAAAUAAAGUUCCAGUAAGAUCCAGUAAGAAGUAUGAGAUGAAGCAGGAAGGCUGCCUUGUUCAGCUCAACAUCAAGGAUCUCAAAGCUGGGGACAGCGGCAGCUACACAUGUCAAGCAGGGAGUGCAGAGACCACUGCAACUGUAUCAGUGAAAGAGCUCGCUCCAUUCUUCAUCAAAGAAAUACAAAGUACAGAGGCUGAAGUGGGCAGUACAGCUUCCAUGUGCUGUGAGUUAUCCAAACCUGGAGUGUCUGUUCAGUGGAAGAAGAACAAUCAGCCACUAAGAGCCAGCUGGAAGUACGAGGUGAAACAAGAUGGCUGUUUCCUACAGCUUCACAUCAAGGAUUUCAUGUCAGAGGACAGUGGUAGCUACUCUUGUCAUGCGGGAAGUGCAGAGACUUGCGCAACCAUAACAUUAAAAGUGCAACAAAUAUCUCCACCAAAAGCAACAUCUACCUCAGUACUUCCACAGAUAAAAGGAACUGUUUCGAAAACAGCUCCUGAUUCAGAACAGGACAAGUCCAACCUUUCAGAGACCAAACCUGGUCCUCCUGAGCCCAAAAAGAGGACUAACAGGAGAAUGUCUAUUACUAAUUCUGAUAAAGACGUGGAGCCACUUUAUGACCUAAAGGCAUUAGUGAUUAAAGCGAAAACAGACGAGAAAAAAGGCAUCCAGCUUGAGAAACCAACAGAAAAAGAUUCAGCUGUUGCACAGGAUGUCAAGCAUGUGGAGAGAAAUGAAGAAACUGAAGCUGGUGUGCACAAGAACGAUGCUCCAUCCGUGGGACUACCACAGAAGACUGAUACAGAAAGCAUGAAGGGUGAAGAGCCAAGGAGAUGUUUGGACAAAGAAAAAGAAGUUUUCUUGAAAAGGAAACAACCAGAGAUGAUUAUGAAGGAAUUUGUUGAAGUGGGCCCUGAAAUAAGUCAGUCAGACAGACUAUUUGACAAAACUCUGCUUCAAACGAAACAAGUGGAAAAUAAUUAUGAAAUGAAAAAGAGUUUGAAACUGCAAGAAAGGUCUUCAGAGAAAACAAAUGAAGUUUAUCAGGAGAAGAAACAACCAGCAACAACGGUUUAUAAGGACAGUCAGGAUGGCAAACACCCUGAAAAAACACAAGGAAAAGUGAAUGGGAAAGAAACGACUGAUCAAAAUGCUAAGUCUUCAGAAAGGAUAGGUGAAUUAGAAAUUAUGGAAGAGGUGCCUUUGAUAGCACCAGUAAGGAUGAAAGGAAAAGCAACAAAUGGAGUCAAGUGUGAUUCAAAAGAAACAAAGGAUAUUGUUCCUCAAGUAAUAAAGCCUUCGCUGAGUGUUCCUGAAGAAGACCACAAACAGACAGAAGUUGCAAAUAAGCAAAUUGCAAAGCAGGGAGAGAAACCAACACUGAAAUUAAUGCCCUCUGUAAAUCAGAUGGAAAAACAGUCAGUGGAACAACAAGAAAAGCUUGAUGAAAAAGGGGUUGUUCCAAAGCCACCUACGAGGAUGAAAGGACGAGCAAAACGGGACAUGGAAAAACAACUGUCAAGGGACACAGAGACAGAUCAAGAUGAACAAGAUCCAAGAAAUGUACGGGCAGGUUCCGCUGAAGAUAAAACUAUAAAACAAGCAAUAAAGCCUUUGAGAAACGAGACUGAAGAGAAACCGAGACUGGAGCGGGACUGGUCCAUCAUAACGGAUGAUAAAGCUGUGGAUGAAAUAAAGCAGCCGAUCAAGCAACUAGUUAAACCCAUUAGAAAAGAUCCUGGAUUAGUUCAGGAAGUAAAAUUGGCUGUUGAGCCAAGAAGAAGAGAAAAAGAACAACAAACAGCAAAAGUGGUGGAAGAUGUUCCGCUUCUUUACAUUUCAGAAGAUGAAACUUUCUCAGAGGCACUGACAGAGGUACAACCUAACCGUGUCCUUCCUAUUGACUCUGAGGUUGAGAGGCAUCCAGAAGAGCUGCCUCUUCAGGAGAUACAGACACCAGCGCGUUCUUCUCUAGAGGCUACAGAAGAAACCCAAAUGCAAGAGGCUGCAGUCAAGAUCCAAGCAGCCUUCAAAGGAUUUCAAGCCCGCAGAGACUUGCGUCCAGCUUUUAAAGAGGUGUUCAAAAACCAGAAUGCAGAUCUUCAUGGUACACUCACCCUAAAGUGCAUUGUAGAAGGAAAGCCCAGCACAGUGUGCUGGCAGAAAAAUGGCCAGCAAAUCACCAAUGAUCUGCGUUACCGGGUUGAAACUUCAGAGAAUGGAGAAUGCACACUUGUGGUCAAAAACUUGACUAACGGUGAUAGUGGAGUUUAUACCUGCGAGGUGGCAAAUAAGUUUGGCGUCACCUCCUACAAUGGAAACAUAACUGUAGUGAAGACUCCGCAACCUGCUUUAGCACCCCAGAAGCCGAUACACCCACCUCUUGCUGCCAUAACUCCUUUGCAGCUUGCACCAAUAAAAUCUGAAGCCAAGGCAGAACCACAAACUCAGGAUCAGCUUCAGAGUCAAGAACAGGCGGCAGCGUCGAGAACAGAUGCUGGGAACUAUGUGGAGAGUGUUAGUGUGUCUCUGUGGGAGGCCUUCAACCUGACAGAGCAGGACGCACAGAGGAGACUACAAGAGAGGAGACGAUCCUCGCUUGUUGCUGUCAGCUCCAUGUCGAGUCCCUCUGAUUACGACACAGCUCCAGAUGUAAUCGAACCAGUCGAGACUGUCCCGCUCAUUUCAAGUGAAGUAUCAAAACCAGAAGACACAAUAACUCCAAAGAAUGAGAAGGAAGAGACAAGUGCUCUGCAACCUCUUAAGAAACUUUUAGAUGUCAAAGGACCUUAUGAAAUCAAAUUGAGAACACCGUCUCCAAAACAUCAUCGUUCCCACACACUUUUAACAAGCACCGUAACUGGAUCAGAAUCAGAGGGAGAAGAGGACACACGAGAGACUAAUGAAAUAUACGUGGCUCGAGCUGACUGCAGUCCUAAUUAUGGGUUCAAGGACAGUUUUGUUCUGAAAGAGGGUCAGUUUGUGGAGGUGCUGGAUUCUGUUCAUCCUGACAGGUGGUUGGUGAGAACCAAACCCACCAAAACUAACCCUUCUCGUCAGGGAUGGCUGUGCCCAGCCUAUCUGGAGAAGAAGAGAAAGGAGACGUUCCAUCAAAGGAGAGUAGUACCUCAAGAAGAUCUUGAUGGGAUUGGGUCUACAUGUGAAGAGUACAGGAGAGCUUUCAGUCAGCUGAUCCAAGGUCUGAUUGAUGGAGAAGAGGAGUUUGUAAAAGCGAUGAGGAUGUUUAUCUCCCACCAGCUCAGUUGUCUGGAUCAUAGCCACCAUGUCCCCAUUAAUGUCCUCAACAACAAAGAGAUCAUUUUCAGGAACAUCAGGGACAUUGUGUCCUUACAUGAACGUUCCAUCCUUCCUGGUCUGAAAAAGUGUGGAACAGAUGACGAUGUUGCCGUGCUUCUCAUUAAACACGCCGAAGACUUUGAAAAGUAUCUUCACUACAUGGUGGGACAAGCACAAGCAGAGGCCUGCAUCAGUGACAAGGCUGUCCAGCAGUACUUCAACGAGAUAACAGAACGUGAGAAGCCUGAUGCUGCAGUCAUGGACGUCCUCAAUUUCCUCCAGCAGCCAGCGGAGAGGAUUCAAACCUACCAGAGUUUACUAAAGGAGUUAAUAAAGAACAAAGCUAAGAGUGGUCAGAGCUGCUAUCUGUUGGAGGACAGCUUCUCUGUGGUGUCCUGUUUACCUUGGAGGUCUGACAACGUGCAUCACGUGUCCCUGAUUGAAAACUAUCCAGCUCCUCUCACUUCUCUGGGUGAGCCUGUGCGACAGGGAGUCUUUACAGUGUGGGAGGAAUCCCCUGAAAUGAAGACAACCUCUAGAGGGCAUCAAAGACAAAUCUUUCUCUUCAAAGAAUGCAUUGUACUGUGUAAGCUGAAGAAAGACACCAACUUGAAUCGUGACACAUACAGCUUCAAGAACAAGAUGAAGCUGAAUGAUGUGGAAAUAAAGGAGAGCGUGGGUGGAGAGGACAGGUCUUGGGGCUUGUGGCAUGAGCACCGAGGCUCUAUUCGGAGGUACACGUUCCAGGCCUACUCUGCUCUUGUUAAAGUCUCCUGGCUGAAAGACCUGAAGGAGCAGCAGCAACGCUCCAGCCUGCUCACUACCAAACCUCCUGUGUUCGAGUUGCUGCUGUGCGACUGUACAACGCACAUCGGGCAGACAAUCAAACUGAGCUGCAGAGUGUCAGGAUCACCAAAACCUGUCAUCAGCUGGAUUAAAGAUGGUCUUGCCCUGGAGGAUGACCCACAUCACAUCAUCACAGCCGACCGGUCAGGAACAUGCAGCCUCGUCCUGGACUGCCUCACCUCUGAGGACUCGGGGCAGUACACGUGCUAUGCCACCAGCUCCAUGGGCAGAGCUGGAACUUUGGCAAAGGUGUUGGUUCAGGCUCCACCCAGGUUUGUACGUCGGCUGGAGAGUGCUUGUCUGAUAGAGGGAGAAGAUAUCCAGUUCUCUUGCUCCACACGCACUGCUCCUUUACCAAGAAUCAGGUGGUUGAAAGACAACAGGGAGUUGGUUAGCGAUGAUAAAUAUUCUAUUGUGAAUGAUGCCCGAAGUGGAAUCUUGUCUCUAACAGUCAUUGGUGCAACAGAGGCAGACAUUGGACAGUAUGAGUGUGAGCUCUGGAAUGAACUUGGUUGUGUGAAGUGCAAAGCAGGUCUUUGUCCCACUUUUGUACCACCGACUGACACGGACAGUGACCAACCCCAGGACUUACCAGCUAAAGAUGCUGACUUAGAGGGUUGGUCCACUGCCUUUGUAAAGAAAUGGUUACAGACUGAUUUCAGUCCCACUUCUAUCACAAAAAUGUUGUUUCCUGGAGAAUCUGAACAUUCUGCCACGGAUGUUCACUCCCCACCAUCGGAUCGAGUGGAACAGCAGCCUCCAUGCUACCUUGAGGAAGAAGAAGAGAUCUUCAUUGCAGAGCCCAUGCAGGAAAUCACAGAUGCUCCUCCCUCCAUCCAGGUACCUGCUGAGGACCUGAGUGUAGAGCCAGGACAAUCAGCAAAAUUCACAGCCAUCAUCACAGGAAGACCAACUCUUCAGAUACAGUGGUACAAGGAUGGAGAGGAACUUUCUGCCAAUGAGAACGUGAAAAUAGUGCAACACGGCGCCCGCUGCUCGCUGACCAUAUUGUGCCCUGAGGGGGAGGACAGUGGCGUAUAUACCUGCUCCGCUCACAAUGACUCUGGCCAUGCCUCCUGUGAAGCUCAGCUAACAGUUGAAGAAGGUCUGCUUGAUUCUCAGGAAAGAGAGUUGGAGCUGAGCAAGAGAAGGAAGUUAUUUUCUGUCUACGAUGUCCAUGAGGAAAUUGGAAGGGGUACAUUUGGGGUGGUAAAGCGUGUCAUCCACAGAAGAACAGGGGAGGUGUUUGCUGCCAAGAUUCUGCCUCUGCGGAGCAACACUCGGACCAGAGCCUUCCAGGAGAGGGACCUUCUGUCCCGUUUAGCUCAUCCCAGGGUGGCCUGUCUGCUGGACUUCUUCUGCACCAGGCGUACGCUGGUGUUGAUCACAGAAAUCUGCUGUUCUCAUGGACUUCUAGACCAUUUGUUGCUGAGAGGGCUGGUCUCAGAAAAAGAGGUUGAGUUAUAUAUCCAGCAAAUUCUAGAAGGAGUUGGUCACAUCCACAGUUUGAAUAUUUUGCAUCUGGAUAUUAAACCUGAUAAUGUUUUGAUGGUGUAUCCUCCAAGAGACGAGAUCAAGAUCUGCGACUUUGGCUUCUGCCAGGAAAAAGACACAUCCCGACACCAGUACUGUGCGUUUGGUACACCGGAGUUUGUUGCGCCUGAGAUUGUUCACCAAGAACCCGUCACUGUGGCCACUGAUAUUUGGGCUGUCGGUGUCAUUGCAUACCUGUGUCUUGUGUGCCGAUGCCCCUUUGUGGGUGAAACUGAUCGUGCAACGUUGCUGAGAGUGGGAGAGGGAACUCUAAACUGGAACGCUCCCGACGUCACGUGCAGGAGCCCUGAAGUCCAGAAUUUUCUUCAUAUGGUUCUUCAGCCAGAUCCAGAGAAAAGACCUUCUGCCUUUGAGUGCUUGAGCCACGAGUGGUUCCAGGAUGAACAUGCAGGAGAGGACACUGAACUAAUCAACACAAAGAGUUUAAAAACCUUCAUCUCUAAAAGAAAAUGGCAGCGUUCUUUAACAUGCAUAGGAUCGGUGCUCACUUUACGACCUAUUCCUGAGCUGUUAGAUGCUCCUCUCAGAGAAACUUCAGUGACAGUUCCCUGUGAGCCUCAGGAGCACAGCAGCACCUCCAUGAGCAGUGGCUCCUCAUCUGAAUACGAUGAGGCUGACUCCUGGGACUUUUUCCAACACUGCAGCCAAACCGAGGAGGAGGAGGAAGAAACAGAGGAAGAAUAUGAUCCCUUAACGGAGAGAGGGCAGAUCCCUGAGCCUUUUGCAAGACACCACUUGGAAAGAGAGGAGGAUGAGGAAGGAACAUUAGGGGAGGAAGAGGAUGGGAACAUGUUGGGAAGGAGGAGUGUUGUGGAGCUGAGUGUGAGCAGGCAGUCGCUUGCAUCGUCAACAACAACAGAACAGCUGACGCCUCAGAGGGAGCGACGCUUCAGUAAGGACAGUACUCCAUCUCUCUGUUUCUCUGAUGGAGAUGAGGGUUCAGGGAGUGAUGGAGGGCGCAUCCCUCGAGGGAGGGUUAUCCGAAGCACCUUCUACAACACCUCCCAACAGCUUUCACCAAUGUCUGCCAGACACAUGACCUUAAGAGAUAAGUUCCAAGCUAAAAAGCAAGAAAGAGGCCGCAAGCCUCUCAGGAGGAGCCUCUCAGGACGUCUCAGUGAGCCUCUCAUUGAAUAUGUGGAGGAUGAAAUGGAGAGCGGCCGUGGACAGAGACGAGGAUCCAUCCAGCCUACCAUGCAGAAGUCCUGCUCGUUUGACAGCGGAGUGGGGCUUCUCCAAGCCAAUCUACCCCCUCACAGAAGGAGCAGGUCUCUAGAUGAUCAUUCCCGCCGAUCUGCCAGCUCACCCAGCCAUGCAAAGAGAGAGAAAGAAGGCUCUCAGAAUACAGAGGAUGACUUCACGGAUGAUGAAGCGACAGGGAGAAACUCACUUGUGAUUCCCAGCCCUCAACAGGCCACAAGAAGAAGAGGCUCUGUUGCUCCAGUACACAAUGGUGGGUCGUCUCUGCCUUCUGAAUUCCUUGCUGGAAACCGAAUGAUUUCAAUGUUAGAACAAGAGCAGACAGAGCGACAAACCAUUGCCAGUUCCCAAGGGUCUUUGGCUGAGUCCUUUAUUUUGGAGCAUGGCAGCUCUGAAUCUUCAAGUAGGCUUGGUUCCUUUGAAGAGCUCAGUCAUGAUCAGCUUGGUAGAAUAUACAGAUCAGGAGAGAGUGAGGAAUAUGACGAACAGGGUGAACCCCUGAUUUCACCUUCUCCUUACUCAUUUCAAGAAUCAAAGCCCAGAGGCUCAUUUCCUCAGGCACCGCCACGUAAUCGCACAAGGUCUAAUCCAAACUUAUCAGCCAGCAGCAGAGGUCAGACCAGGAUGUCGGCAACACCUAGUCCCAGUCCCAGCCUCUCCUCUCUACAGGGGCCUGAGAGGCCUCCUAGAGUCAGGGACAAGAAGGCGAGCUCUGGCCUCCAAAGGCAUGCAUCUGCUCCAGUCCUUGAAGUCAGGCCAAGCCCAGGACAGUCACCCAAACUAGGACUCUUGAAGAUCUUCCGCAGGCAGUCCUGGACUGGCCAUUCCUACUCCCAGCUGGAAAACACAGAGUUAGGACCCACACUGGGAGAGAUCAUGAAACCUGAUACACCUACACUGUCUCUGAGGAAGAGGAUGAGAGCUUCAGCCUCCAGUCUGACCAAACUGUUUUCCAAGUCCACCAGUAAGGAGGAUUUGAGCAAGGGAGGGUCAAUAGUGAAAGGAUCAGCUCCAGUCCCACCUGAGAGAGAGCAUAGCAGCAGUGGUCUCGACAAUAAGAGAGGCUCAAAACUUUUGUCUUCUUUCAAACUACCAGCUUUAAAAAAAACAAAAGCUCGCCCUAACAAGGCUGACGUGCUGCAGUUACAUGGAGGUGGAGUUCUGCUGGUGUGGAGGCCCGUUCUGUGUCCCGACCCUGUCACUUACUGUGUGCAGUACUGCACAGACGGUGGGGAUUGGACAGUUGUGUCAGAUGAGGUGGCAGACAGCUGCUACGUGGUGAAGGACUUACUCAAAGGAGCGUCAUAUGUGUUCAGGGUGGGCUGCAUCACCAAGAAGGGCGCUGGACCUUUCAGUGACGCUUCAACUCCUAUUGUCAUGGCUGCUCAUCCUGAAGAGAUCCGUGUUCCUCUUAUUCAGACUGAGCUACUUGGGUCAAAGGUCCCUGGAACAGAGCAUCAAACAAUAAAGCAUCACUACAGCUUCCUCUCUGAGAUCAACAGGGGUCGUUUCAGUGUGAUAAACUUGUGCAGGGAUGUCGAAACCAGCCGGGUGUUUGCUGCUAAAAUCUCUGCCUACCAGGCAGAGCAGAGACAACUGGUGCUGCAGGAGUACCAGCUGCUGAGGAGACUUAACCACCCUCACCUGGUUCAGCUGCACACAGCCUUCAUCACCCCCAGCUAUGUGGUGUUAGUGGAAGAGCUCUGUCCUGGCAAGGAGCUGCUCCACAGUCUGGCUAUGAGAGAUCUGUAUUCAGAGACUCACGUCACAGAGCUGUUGAUGCAGAUUCUGAGUGCCGUGGACUAUCUUCACAGCCGUCGGAUCAUCCACCUGGACCUGAAGUCUGACAAUAUGCUGGUAGACGACUGCAACCACCUGAAGAUUGUUGAUUUUGGCUCAGCUCAGUCCUUCAUACCUGGACAGCCUCUCAACAUUGAGCACAUUCAUGGCCCCUCAGACAGCAAAGACUGCUGCAGGAAAGUUUAUAUUGUUCUUCCUAAAGCUCCAGAGAUCCUGGAGGGUCAUGGAGUCGGGCCUGAGACGGAUAUUUGGGCUAUUGGAGUUCUGUCAUUCAUCAUGUUGAGCGCUGACAGUCCAUUUCACUCAGACCUCAGCUGGGAGCAGGACAAAAAUAUAAAGAAAGGGAAGAUCCAGUUUGGACGCUGUUAUCCGGGUCUGUCAGAGGGAGCCUUGAACUUCAUGAAGAGCAGCCUGAACAACAAAUCCUGGGGGAGACCCACGGCGGCCGAGUGUCUCCAGAACCCGUGGGUGCGUGCUCAUCGGGGCCCACUCAAAACCCGGUACUCCAAAGUGUGUUUCUCCACAGACAAGCUCAAAGUUUACCUCCAGCAGAAAGAGGAGAAACGAGAUCAAGUGCGCACAAAGCUGCAGGGUCCGUCCUUUCAGUGA